Knipowitschia caucasica is the source of this 4653-nucleotide messenger RNA. NCBI's taxonomy places the organism in Eukaryota, Metazoa, Chordata, Actinopteri, Gobiiformes, Gobiidae. The record is from the annotation of a GenBank genome assembly.
AUGGUAAUUAAUGUUGAGCCAAUCAAGAAUGAGUCCCAGGAGUCCGAAUUUGAGAAAAAUGCAACAGAUGAAAGCUCCAAAUCCACCCAUCUGCCUUAUUACCUGCGCAACUUCCUAACGGUACUACAGGCAGUUCUUGAGAAUGAAGACGAUAGAAUAUUGUUCAACGAUGAAGAUAUGUCACUCAUACAUGCGUUUGAGAAACUUUCAGACAUGGGACAAAAACUGUACGUCAGACUCUUUCAAAGGAAGUUAAAAUGGCUCCAAGUCGCUAAACUAGACUAUGAAGAGAUAAGCUGUGAUUUGGCACCAGUGGCCCGAGAAUUGGUUCAACAGAGAUUUCUUCAGUCAGAGAAUGAUCUGGACGACCUUGGGGAGGCUCUUGAUUUGCUGCCUGCUCCUGAAUUGAAAUCUCUGGCUAAAACUUUCCACCUUGGUAAUUCUGGAACUCAGAAACAGCAACUCUUGGAAGGCCUUCUCCGCCUGAGCAAGCAAAAGUCCCUCUUCACUAUGGCUCCUGGUCAAAACAAUAUUGGUGCAGUCAUGCUCAAAAGGGCAAAACAUCUAGCUGGUUCCUGUAUUCGCUUAAAUCGUGGUCCAAGAGCGGUCUUCUCCCGAGUUCUCCUCCUCUUCUCAUUGACCGACUCUUUGGAUGAAGAGGAGAUGGCGGCGAGUGGACAGAGCCAACUCUACACUAUCCUUCUGGUCAAAUCUGGACGUCUGGCCUUCCCCGAUUACACAGUGGAGCGCAAAGCUAAAGUCUUUCUGGACCGAGAUGACUUAAUAAGAUAUGAAGCCUCUAUGCGAGCCCUGCAAGAGGUCACCACGGCGAUGCAGAACGGCCAAUGGGAGGAGGCCUUUGAGCUGUAUACAAGUGCUAAAGCUGUUUGGCAAGAGCUGAGGGAGAACCAUGACUUCUGUUACCAGGAGGAGCUGCCGGUGUUUCUGCGCAGCUUCAGCACCGGAUGGGCCUACACCCGUCUCCUGUCCAGAGGCGUGGAGAUCUUACAAAGGCUGCGACGUUAUGAGGAUGCUGUUGUAGAACUCCAGUCCUUAUUGUCCCAGGAUGUUUAUUGUCAGGACAGCAGGGGGCGAUGGUGGGACCGACUCGCACUGAACCUGCACCAACACCUUAAAAAGCCUCAACAGGCCAUAUGUGCCAUGAGAGAUGGAUUGGCCGACCCUUUGGUGCGGACGGGGCAUAAACUAUCCCUUCACCAGAGAGCAGUCCGAAUGAGGGACUCGGCAAGCUGCAAAAAAUACAGCUCAAAACUGCGAGACCUUCCCACAAUCCUGGUCCAGGACGUGAAACAUGUGACCAUACAGGGGCAGCUGUUCCCUCACGAAGGGGGCACGGGGAAAUCCAGGUUUCUCAUCCCAAUGAAAGGAAACUCUGACGAAAGCUCUGAUGCGACAGUGAUAUGCUCCGUGGAGGAUCUGUCUUUGGCACAUUAUCAAAAGCAGGGAUUCAACGAAGGAAUCCACGGCGAAGGCUCCACAUUUUCGACUCUCUUUGCGCUUCUGCUGUGGGAUAUUAUUUUUAUGCCGGGGAUUCCAGAUGUUUUUAGAAAUCCAUAUCAGACUUGUCCCUUGGAUCUUUAUACUGAUUGUUUCUAUGAAAACCGAAAAGAGGCCAUAGAUUCUCGAGUGGAUUUGGUUUCCAGCGCCUCUGUUGAGCUUCUCCACAGCAUGUUGGAGGAAGUCUGGACCACACAAGAGGGGAAAGUCUGUUCCCUGGUCAGCUGGGAGAGGUUCUCUUCCCUUCAGCAGACUCAGUCUCUUGUGUCCUGUCUCUGUGGGCCUUUCUUAGCUGGCGUUAUACUGAGGAUGGCAAAAGACUACAGACACUGUCGAGGAGGUUUACCAGAUCUAGUGGUUUGGAACACGUCGAAUAACACUUACAAGUUGGUAGAGGUGAAAGGCCCAAGCGAUCGACUGUCUCAGAAGCAGCAGAUCUGGCUGGAUGAACUGCAGAAACUGGGUGCUGAUGUGGAGGUGUGUCAUGUGACUGCCACUGGAGCUAAAGGAUCACAUAGGGGUGUUGCUGUGUCUGCACAACAUAGAUCUAUGGACCUGAGAGUGGUCGGGUCAUACAGGCCGUCUGGGGCUGGCCAGAGCCUGCUGCUACAUCAGAGGAUGCUUCUGUGUUCGUGUCUGCACACAUGGAUCUGUGGAGCAGUGUGGUCAGAGUGUGGUCAGGGCCUGCUCAUGGGGGAAGGGAUCCCUGUAUCCAUGCGUCUGACGUCAGCGCGCAGCAGAGGAGGCGAUGAGAGGAAGCUGCAUAAACACACAGGGCAUAUGGUCCUUCUUAAACUUUUCCUCUUCGUUUACCUAGUUAAAUAUACCGAAGGACAUUAUAGAAACCCUCUGAACACGUUCAUCCUGCACUAUGAAGGCCUUUCCUACGACACAGACCUGGUGCACCACCAUCACCAGAGAGCCAAGAGGGCGCUGUCCCACGAAGACAAGUUCCUCCAUUUAGACUUCCAUGCCCAUGGAAGGCAUUUUAACCUGCGCAUGAAGAGGGAUGCUUCUUUAUUUGCCCAAGAUUUGAAGGUAGAAGUUUCAGGAGAAGAGAUUCCUUAUGACACCUCUCACAUCUACACUGGGGAAAUCUAUGGUGAGAAGAACACCCUAACCCAUGGCUCUAUUGUGGACGGCAAGUUCGAGGGCUUCAUUCAGAGCUACAUGGGCACCUACUACGUGGAGCCUGCAGACCGGUACCUCAAGGGCAAAAACGUGCCUUUCCACUCCGUCAUGUACCACGAGGACGACAUACACUAUCCGCAUAAGUACGGCCCCGAGGGCGGCUGUGCCAACAGCUCUGUGUUCGAGCGCAUGAGGAAGUAUCAGAGCUCCGCUGUCCCAGAGCCAAUCAAGGACGUCCACACUGACGAGGACUCUGAUGGGCCGGUGCUGCUGCGGAGGAGGAGGAUGGCUCAGGCGGAGAAGAACACAUGUCAGCUCUUCAUCCAGACCGACCAUCUCUUCUUCAAGUUCUACAAAACCAGGGAGGCCGUGAUCGCACAGAUCUCCAGUCAUGUGAAGGCCAUAGACGCCAUUUAUCAGGGUACCGACUUCAUGGGGAUUCGAAACAUCAGCUUCAUGGUGAAAAGGAUCCGGAUCAACACCACCAGUGAUGAGAGGGACCGGUCCAACCCAUUCCGCUUCGCAAACAUCGGAGUGGAGAAGUUCCUGGAGCUGAACUCGGAGCAGAACCACGACGACUACUGUUUAGCCUACGUUUUCACCGACAGAGACUUUGAUGACGGCGUGCUGGGACUGGCCUGGGUCGGGGCACCUUCAGGGAGCUCUGGUGGCAUUUGCGAGAAGAGCAAGCUAUAUUCAGACGGCAAGAAGAAGUCUCUCAACACUGGAAUAAUCACUGUACAGAAUUACGCCUCCCACGUACCACCCAAAGUCUCCCAUAUCACCUUUGCACAUGAAGUGGGACAUAACUUUGGCUCCCCGCACGACUCCGGGGCCGAGUGCACCCCAGGGGAAUCCAAGAGCCAGGACAAGAAAGAAAAGGGCAAUUACAUCAUGUACGCACGCGCCACGUCCGGAGACAAACUCAACAACAACAAGUUCUCCAUUUGCAGCGUGCGCAACAUCAGCCAGGUCCUGGAGAAGAAGAGGGGCAACUGCUUUGUCGAGUCUGGGCAGCCCAUCUGUGGGAACGGGCUGGUGGAGAAUGGAGAGGAGUGUGACUGUGGCUACAGCGACCAGUGCAGAGACCAGUGCUGCUAUGACGCCAACCAGCCCGAUAACAAGAAGUGCAAACUCAAGCCCGGCAAAGUCUGCAGUCCCAGCCAAGGUCCGUGCUGUAUGCCCGAGUGCUCGUACAAGGGCAAAAACGAGAAGUGUCGAGAGGAGUCGGAGUGCGCUCACCAGGGCAUGUGCAACGGUGGGAGCGCCCAGUGCCCCACGUCAGAGCCCAAAGCCAACUUCACCGCCUGCCACGGAGAGACACAAGUCUGCCUCAAUGGGGGCUGCUCUGGCUCCAUCUGUGAGAAGUACGGGCUGGAGGCGUGCACCUGUGCCAGCCAAGACGGGAAGGACGAGACCGAGCUGUGCCACGUGUGCUGCAUGGAGAAGAUGAACCCCAACACCUGCAGCAGCACGGGCUCCGAGAGACUGGCUCGAUUCUUCAACAAGAAGGUGACCACGCUGCCGGCCGGCUCGCCCUGCAACGACUUCAAAGGCUACUGCGACGUGUUCAUGAAGUGCCGCCUGGUGGACGCAGACGGACCCCUGGCCAGACUCAAGAAGGCCAUCUUCAACCCGGAGCUCUACGAGAACAUCGCAGAGUGGAUUGUGGCUCACUGGUGGGCUGUGCUGCUGAUGGGCAUCGCUCUGAUCAUGUUGAUGGCUGGAUUCAUCAAGAUUUGCAGCGUCCACACACCGAGCAGCAAUCCAAAACUGCCUCCACCAAAACCACUUCCAGGCACUUUGAAGCGGCGGCGAGCUCAGCAGCAGGUGCAGCAGCAGUCGCGGGACGCCCACUCGGGCCAUGCCGGGGGGCACGGGGGCGGGCGGGGGCAGCAGCAGCAGCAGAGGCAGCCUUCGCGACCGUCCCAACAGCAGCAGCAGCAGCAGCGCCACCAUCGCCAGCCCAGAGAGAACUAUCAGAUGGGCCAGAUGAGACGCUAA